This is a messenger RNA of Amborella trichopoda, 3082 nucleotides long. Its product is annotated as Tetratricopeptide repeat (TPR)-like superfamily protein. Gene Ontology annotation, molecular function: zinc ion binding; RNA binding; protein binding. NCBI's taxonomy places the organism in Eukaryota, Viridiplantae, Streptophyta, Magnoliopsida, Amborellales, Amborellaceae. The record is from RefSeq and is a predicted model, not a curated record. Gene Ontology annotation, biological process: RNA modification.
UCAUGUGAAUGACAUCAAGAGAGAGUUGUCUAUAAGAAUAUUAAGUUUCGAACGCAGAGGCGGGUGCAAGCUUCCCUGCAACUGAAAAAUCAUGUAAUACGUUGGGUGUUGGGUUUUUUAGUAGAGAGAGAGAGAGAGAUGGAAAUGGAUUCAUCUCAUCCCAUGACAAUUCGACCCCUAUCUGCAGCAUACCUCCAUUUUCAGCUUCCUUCUUGUUUUCUGCAGCUCUGUUACUGCUUGUAACCAUAUCCAUAAUCAAUCAUGAAAAAGCUAGGUCCUUUCCUCUUUUCUUCUACCUCAAUCCACUCUAAAAGCCCAACGUAUUUAUUUCCCCUGAUUUUUUCCCAGUUUUCCACAGCUACACCUCUCUCUUCUCUCGCUGAAUCUGAUGACUCCUCCGAUUCAGAGCCAUGUGACCUUUCUCUCGCUAUAAUCGAACCCAGAAACCUUCUCUCUAAAAGCAAUUCUUCAACCCAAGGCCUCCACGUUCUUGACUUAAUGGACCGGGGUUCAAUUCCAGUUGAUGCUGAAACCUACUCCAGAUUGCUCAAGAGAUGCACCCAAUUGGGUAAAUUAAAAGAAGGUAAAUCGAUCCAUGCGCACAUUUUGAACUCAAAGUUAAAAUCUGAUAUUUUCUUGAGAAACUCCAUUAUCAACAUGUAUGCAAAGUGUGGGUCUCUGUGCGAUGCCAAAAAAUCAUUUGAUGAAAUGCUUCUGAGAGAUAUGGUUUCUUGGACCGUAUUGAUUACUGGGUUUGCGCAAAAUGAUCAAUCAGCAGAAGCAGUUGGAUGUUUUCUAGAGAUGCAUAGAUCGGGAUUGAAGCCAAACCAAUUCACUUUUGCUAGUGUUUUCAAGGCUUGUGGGGCUUUAUCGAGCUCUGAACUGGGUAAACAAGUCCAUGGAUUUAGUGUUAAGAGUGGGUGUGAUUUCAAUGUCUAUGUUUCUAGCUCAAUUGUUGAUAUGUACACUAGAAAUGGUGAAAUGGGUGGUGCACAUAAGGUCUUUGAUGAGAUGACUGAGAGAAAUGAGGUUUGCUGGAAUGCUUUGAUAGCGGGUUAUGCUCGGAAGGGGGAGGGAGAAAAUUCCUUAGAACAAUUUUUGAAGAUGCAAAGAGCUGGUUUUGAACCUACCCAUUUUACUUAUUCUAGUGUUUUUAGUGGGUGUGCUAGUAUAGGGGCACUGGAGCAAGGGAAGUGGGUUCAUGCUCAUAUGGUUAAGUUUGGAUGCAGGGUCAUAGCCUUCGUGGCUAACACCUUGAUGGAUAUGUAUGCAAAAUCUGGUAGCAUUGAAGAUGCUAUGAAAGUUUUCGAUAGGUUGCAAAAACCAGAUGUGGUUUCAUGGAAUUCUAUACUUACUGGACUGGCCCAACAUGGCCUAGGAAAAGAAGCUGUAAUCAAAUUCGAAGAAAUGCUUAAAAAGGGAAUAAAACCCAAUGAGAUUAGCUUCCUUUGUGUGCUUUCAGCCUGUAGCCAUGCCGGUUUAAUAAAUGAAGGGUGGCGUUAUUUUGAACUAAUGAGAGAGAAAGAGAAGUAUGGAAUUGAGCCUAAGAUGGAGCACUACGUUUCAAUAGUAGAUCUCUUUGGUCGAGCUGGUAUGCUUGAUCAAGCCGAGAGGUUUAUUAAGAGUAUGCCUAUUGAGCCUAAUGCUGCUAUUUGGGGUGCUUUACUUGGAGCUUGUAGAAUGCAUGGGAAUAUGGAGUUAGGAAAGCUUGCAGCGGAGUGUGUAUUCGAGCUUGAUCCCCAUGAUUCAGGCCCCCAUGUUUUAUUAUCAAACAUUUAUGCAGCUGCUGGUAAAUGGGGUGAGGCAGCUAGAGUGAGAAAGUUAAUGAAAGAGAGUGGGGUAAAGAAAGAACCAGCUUGUAGUUGGGUAGAGAUAGAGAAUUCAGUUCAUAUGUUUGUUGCAAAUGAUGAUACUCACCCACAAAAGGAAGAUAUAUUUAAGAUGUUGGACAAAUUGGGUGUUAAGCUUAAGGAAGCUGGUUAUGUACCCGAUACGAAUUAUGUCCUUCUAUAUGUGGAUAAGCAGGAGAGAGAGAUGAAGUUACAGUACCAUAGUGAGAAGAUUGCUCUUGCUUUUGCCCUUCUUAACACCCCUCCGGGGGCCACGAUAAGGAUCAAGAAGAAUAUUAGGGUUUGUGGGGAUUGUCAUAAUGCGAUUAAGUUGGCAUCAAAGAUCGUGGAGAGAGAAAUUAUCGUGAGAGAUACGAAUCGUUUCCAUCAUUUCAGGGAUGGCUCUUGUACAUGUGGAGAUUAUUGGUGACAUAUUAAAGAGAGCUUCAGGAAUGUGUGGAAACCAAGAGAGAGACCUUGGUGAUGCCAAUUAUGAAAGAGCCAUAUUUCAUUUGUUUGGACUUGGAAAUUAGUGGCAUCUCAAAGCAGUCACUGAGUUACGCUGUGCUGCUAUUGAGAAACAAUGAGUUAUGACCUUGUAGUAGGAAAGAGAAAUGGAAGACGCGAUGGUGAAACAAAAGAGAGACUAAGCCUACAUAAGAGUUCAGAGAGGAGGAAGAGGGGGGAGGUGAGAGCGGCAAAUGGGGGACAAACUGUGCUUUCUUAUCAGCAUCCGCUGGGUUUCACUCUUGUGAGCCUGUAAGUCUUGUAUUCAUCAAUGCUACAUUCUUCCUCACUGAAUUCACAACACGACAGUCAUUAUUAUUGGGAUACACUUAAAGCCUGAAGCUAUAACGAAGACACAAUAUCCAGCCAGAUCUAUUGUACAGCUUUGACUAUGAACCUGGUUACCAGCUUACCAAUCAAUUACACUGGGCAUGUCGAGGGAGGGAUGGAGCGAAGGAGGGAGAGAUUUUGUGUCUUUUAUUAUUAUCUCUCAUUGAUUCAUUUUAUAUUCAUUUUGUUGUAACUUGCAACAGAAGCAAGAUUAUUUGGAAGAGUCAUAAAUUAGUAUGGUGUUGCAGUUUAAGGGAUGAUUGAUCCUGGCAAGGAUUUUUCGCUUGCCCAGCCAUUUUCGCUGACUGCAACUUGUCAGUUGAUGAAUAUCAUUUCAUUGUGAACUCAUUGCUUCCAUUUUCGUUUACGUGUGAUGAUAAAUUAUUAGAAAAUGACUGAAAGUACUGGUGUUUUUA